Messenger RNA from Athene cunicularia (burrowing owl), 1903 nucleotides. It is a transcript of the gene CEP57L1, whose product is annotated as centrosomal protein 57 like 1. The coding region runs from base 226 to 1659 and encodes 477 amino acids. Gene Ontology annotation, cellular component: centrosome. Lineage: Eukaryota; Metazoa; Chordata; Aves; Strigiformes; Strigidae. Gene Ontology annotation, molecular function: gamma-tubulin binding; identical protein binding; microtubule binding. The record is from RefSeq and is a predicted model, not a curated record. The transcript is spliced from 12 exons.
ACUCCAGCUUGCUUGCUCUCCUCUGAGGCAUGAAAGUCACAUAUACAGGUGCGACCCCGCGGAUGGGAUUGCUCCCCAAGAGCCUUUGUGCCAUCUCGCUCCCAGCCUGCAUGUGACGAUCACCGCCCUCCUUGCAACCGGACACAAACCUAUCUCCUUGGAAACGGCAGAACUUGUUUAUAAGACAGUAAUCAGGAAACUAAUGGAUGCAUAGCAGCUGCAAGCAUGCAAGGGAGCCAUGUUCCACCAGAGGACAUUGGAAAAGCUAUGGAUUCUGAAUCAAAGAACAGUUUCACAGGAAGCUUUCUUCAGCCACCAGAUAAGAUGCUUCCUACAGCCUUUGCUUAUAUAGAAUCAAAGAAGCUGGCAGCUGUUGGUGGUUACAGGCCUUCUACCCCCAAUAACCAAGUUUUGGUGGCAGCCCUGAAAACUCUUCAAGAAAAGAUCCGCCGGCUAGAGUUGGAGAAGUCACUGGCUGAAGAUAAUCUGUGCAGCCUCUCCGUAGCAGCUGCUCAGUAUAAGAAGGCCUUAGAGCAUGAAUCCUACAAAAAGGACACAGCACAUCAAAAAAUGAUGCAACAGAGGAAAGAUAUAAGUGUGCAGUUAAAUGCAGCACAAUCUCGCUGCUCCCUGCUGGAGAAACAGCUGGAUUACAUGAGGAAAAUGGUUUCCAGUGCGGAACUGGAAAAGAAAAUGAUUUUACAACAGGCUCAGCUUCAUAAAGAGGAACAUCAGAACCAGUUAGAACUGUGUGCAAAACUUGAAAAUCUUGAAAUGCUAGAAGAAGAGUGUCUUAAGUUUACUGCUACUCAGAGAAUUGCAGAAGACAAGAUCAAACACUUAGAAGAAAAUCAUUGUAAAGAAGAGCAUGAGUGUAAGCUAAUACAAGACAAAACUGCUCAGCUUAAAACAGGAUUUGAGAUAAACAGAAUUUUAAUGUCUCCAGUAACGUCUCAAAAUAAACCUAAAAAGGAAAAUGGGAAGAAGAAAGAAACUAAGAAGAGAAAUCCUACAAUGAAGAAAAUGCACCUUUCACAAUUACAUGUAAUGGCUGGUGAACUACCUUUUGUAGCUGGGAAGUCUAUCAGCUCCAGCCAUUCUGUUAGUGCAAACAUACAAAGUGUGUUGCAUAUUAUGAAGCAUCUUAAUCCACAUAUCUCAUCACGAAGCCAAGGAGAAGUUACGUCUGGGAUUUCAGGAUGCAGCACACUUUCAAAAUCUGCAUCUUCUUAUUCUACAUCAUCUAUGGCUACCGAAAGUCUUUCAGACCUUCUGCUGGCCAUGCAAGACGAGCUGGGCCAAAUGAGCUUUGAGCGUCAAGAACUUCUGAAGCAGAUACAGGAGACCCAAGACUCUGAAGUUUAUGAAGACCUAGAACAGGAGUUGAAUUGCCUUGCAAAACAAAUGGAGAUUAAAGGAGAACAAAUAUCCAAGUUGAAAAAGCAUCAGGCAACUGUGCAGAAAUUAAAGAGAAAAACUCAGAAAUUGAAGCAAGGGGCAGCUCAUGUCAAACGAAAGUGUGGUGACCAAAAGGAAGCAAAGGAGAUUGCAGUCGCCGUAAGGGAAAGUACUCCUGGGCAGAAAAGCAGAAGCUCUCUUCAGCUGCUAAAAAAUGUGCAGAAACUUCAGUCAAGACUGAAAAAAAAUUAUAUCAUGUGAGAACAAUAGUUCUGAAGUUUACUGUGUUAGAAGUUUUUGAAGUCUGACAGCUAGUAAAUUUUUAAUUUCACAAAAUGCCUUUUAAAAAUAAAAAAAAUUAAAAACAUUUUAGUAGGUCAGUUUGUUCACCUCAGAAAUAACUUUCAUGUAGGGUAGCUAUAAUUCAGCUACACUGACUUGUAAUGAAGUGUUUUAAUGGAUUAAUUAAAUGCUUACUUGUUAACUUGCCAAAUAAAAUUUUAUA